GUAGCAAGAUUUCCAAAGGUGGAUGUGGAAAGAGUGUUUUAAUUCCUCGACUUUGUGUGCCAUGAAAUAUGGAAAGAAGAGAUGUGUGCAGCCAUUUGCUAUUUGUGAUACCUGCCUUGGCUCUCAUAUCCCAGAGGAGAUGCACCAUGGUCACUGCCACCAGACAUUUUGCUCCAUUAACAAUAGUUUUAAUUUCUCAGAACAUGUGAAUCGGUGCAAAGAAAACAAGAAGUUCAACAAGGAUAAACAUAUUCUUGAUUCUUCUCUUCCCCUGGGAAUCAGCUUGCUAAAGUCCUUGUGUGCUCUAGUUGAGGUAUCUGUUCUGCCAGAAGCCCUUGAAUCAAUUUGGACAGAAGGCCAUUGAAAGAUUCAGGGCAGGAAGCUGAAUUCAUCUUCUUCAGCAGAUGAACUCCUAAAGGUUUUCAUUUAAUUGAAGAAGGCUAAAUUCCCCAAUAGGAUUCAUUUAAUUAAAAUUUUCAUUUUUCUUUGCUCAAAUUUUCUUUUGAGGAUUUAACAUAUUAUUUUGAUC
Messenger RNA from Durio zibethinus, 529 nucleotides. Lineage: Eukaryota; Viridiplantae; Streptophyta; Magnoliopsida; Malvales; Malvaceae. The record is from RefSeq and is a predicted model, not a curated record.